AUGACCCGCAAGAAGAAAUCCAAAGCCCGCAAGAUAAUCACCAGGCGAGGAGAUCUUCCCAAGAAACCAUCACCCCCGCAACCGCUACCGCUACCACCACGACUACCAGGCCCGAUCCCCUCCAUCGAAACACCCACCGGUCUAGCUCGGGCUCCAGCUCCAGCUCCCGCUCCAGCUCGACCAAACGCGACCAGCCCACCCCCGAAAUCCCACUUCGCAUUCUCCUGGUGGCGUAACCCAAUGGGAAGCGAGAUGUUGCGCGGUCAGCUUGCUCACGGCAGUAGUGGUCAGCUUAGCCAAAGCAAUAGGGGUCCGAUUCCUCAAGGCCAUAGUGGUCCACCUGCCCAAGGCUAUAGCAAGCGGGCUGGUAUAGGUACAACUGGCAACGGCAACUACGGCACCGGCUGCAUCAUCAAGCGCGAGGACGGCGGGUAUCAUGAAUAUGAAUACUUCACUCCAGCCCCAGCGUAUCACAUGGGGUAUGUUGGUAAUAUGGGGAUGACGCCGAACUAUAAUGGCGCGGGAUAUGCGGGCGGGUUUGGGACUGGUACCACGGGCGAUAGUGUUGGUCAUUAUCAGCAUCAGCUGGGGGGUCUGGGGGUUGGUGUGAAGGAGGAAAUUUAUGGUAUGUGGUUUGGGGAUGAUGUGGGUUACUGGGGGGAGGAUGUCAAAUCGUUCAGGGAGUAUGGCAAGCCGUUUGGUGCAGGUAAUGGGGGUGAGCAUGGCAAACCGUUCAGUGCAGACUACGGGCACGGGCACGAAAAGGGCAAGGCAUAUGACACCAAUACCAACACCACCGUGGCAGGGUACGGAGCAGAAGCAGGAUACCAACCAGCUUCCGCGAUGUCUUACAUCUCAGGGCAUGGUCCUGCUGCCUCCUCCGCCACUCGUAACGCUGUGUAUACUGAACUCAUGAACAGAGACGGCGAUGGUCUCCAUUACGGCGACGACAAUGACAUCCAACCUAUGGACCCUCGCCACCUCGACGAGACUGACAGUGUGAAGAGCACCACCCCCGAUCUGACUCGCAAUUGUGUAUUCUGCGGCAGGAAUGGGCAUUCGACUGGGGCGUGUCCGGAGAGGCACGUCGACCAGCGCAAACUACGACAGCACCCGGGGAGGGAGACACAGAAGGAGGUGGAGGAGGAGCGGGAGAAGCUGGAUGCUCUCCUUCGCGAGGCUCAGGAUCUGGAGGAACGUACUUCGCAACUGCUGACUCGAGACGAGCCGCCGGUGGAUUUGGAUGAUAUUCUACGCCAGAUUAUUGAGGAUAUGAGGUGA
Molecule: messenger RNA, 1281 nt
Organism: Aspergillus aculeatus ATCC 16872
Lineage: Eukaryota; Fungi; Ascomycota; Eurotiomycetes; Eurotiales; Aspergillaceae
Exons: 3
Coding region: 1-1281 (426 amino acids)
Source: RefSeq, a predicted model, not a curated record